AUGGCAAUCGGGAUUUCUUACGAUGAUGCAUUUAAUACCAAUAUUUACGAUAAUUCAUCAUUAUAUCCGGAUGGCACGUAUUCUAAUUUAAAUGGGACUUUUUACGAUAACUCUCUUAAUAUCUCUACAACCAGUAAUCACGAUAAUUCUGAUUGGGCUUCUUACGAUAUCGCUACGACUACAUAUACAAAUAAUCUUUACGAUAGCUCGUAUAUUGAUCCGUGUG
This is a messenger RNA of Ambispora leptoticha, 226 nucleotides long. The record is from the annotation of a GenBank genome assembly. Lineage: Eukaryota; Fungi; Glomeromycota; Glomeromycetes; Archaeosporales; Ambisporaceae.